CCCUUGGGUGUCAGCUGAUGAGGGAACGGCAGGCCACAGGACUCCUGCCUGCCCGUCUGUCUGUGCUCAAUCAGUAGUUACCCCUGUUCACAGAUAAAGAAGGAAGCAGGUGGGUGCAGCUGAACCUGUUUUUCUCCUCUCUUUUCACCCUUACUCGCCACACUGGAGGGAACGAGGAGUGAGGCUGUGUUUGUUUCGGGAACUAAUAUUGAAAGUGGCUUCAAGAUAUUUUCUACCUGAAACAGGAACCCGUCACUACUGAAUGCAACAUGGGGUCUGACGAGUCGUACAAUUUUGUCUUCAAGGUGGUGUUGAUAGGGGAGUCUGGCGUAGGAAAGAGCAACCUUCUGGGUCGCUUCACUAAGAACGAGUUCAAUCACGACAGUCGCACCACCAUUGGCGUCGAGUUCAGCACGCGGACUGUUCAGCUGGACAACUUCACCAUCAAAGCCCAAAUCUGGGACACAGCGGGGCUGGAGCGCUACAGGGCUAUCACCUCAGCGUAUUACAGGGGAGCAGUUGGAGCACUUUUGGUCUACGACAUCAGCAAGCAUCUGACCUAUGAGAGCGCAGAGCGAUGGUUGAAGGAGCUGUACGACCAUGCAGAUCCUCACAUCGUGGUCAUGCUGGUGGGAAACAAGAGCGACCUGGAGACAAUCAGGACUGUGCCCAUGGAGGAGGCCAAGGACUUUGCAGAGAAGAAGGGUCUCAUGUAUAUGGAGACAUCAGCGUUGGACUCCACCAAUGUAGAAGCUGCUUUCAGUGAAGUCCUCACAGCCAUCCACAAGAAGGUGGCCAGCAGGGAGGUGACCCGUGGCUCCAUCAGCGCUGUAACCCUGACCAACUCCAUCAGACCCAGCAGUGAGGCGCAAGAGGAGCGCAGAGGCUGCUGCAAGAACUCCUAACAGACUGCCCUGUCCACGUUGAUCCACCUUGACUGUCGUUCAAGCUUAAGCAUGACAUCAUUCACUCCCAAUUUUGAAGAGCGAGUUACCUGCUUCACACUAGAGCAGUUAAUGUACAGACCUCUUUAAAUAUAAAAGCUGUAUAGUAUAUAACUCAAUAACAAAAUAUUUUAUACAUUUUACUUUUUGUGGUGGCGAAUGGGUGCUUUUUUACUAUAGAUAGCUGUGCAUUUAUUUUCCUUUAUAUUCAUGUUUUUAAAGAGCCGUUGUAAAUUGGACUGCUUUCAUAAAGGAAUGCACUGGGAUUCAUUUGGAAUAAAUUAUUUAUGUUAUUCUGUCUGCAUGUAA
This is a messenger RNA of Micropterus salmoides (largemouth bass), 1253 nucleotides long. RefSeq names its product ras-related protein Rab-25-like. The transcript has 5 exons. NCBI's taxonomy places the organism in Eukaryota, Metazoa, Chordata, Actinopteri, Centrarchiformes, Centrarchidae. Gene Ontology annotation, cellular component: recycling endosome. Gene Ontology annotation, molecular function: GTPase activity; GTP binding. The record is from RefSeq and is a predicted model, not a curated record. The coding region runs from base 270 to 905 and encodes 211 amino acids. Gene Ontology annotation, biological process: exocytosis.